Cimex lectularius (bed bug) is the source of this 895-nucleotide messenger RNA. RefSeq names its product elongation of very long chain fatty acids protein AAEL008004-like. Gene Ontology annotation, molecular function: fatty acid elongase activity. The transcript is spliced from 8 exons. Bases 93 to 884 code for a protein of 263 amino acids. Gene Ontology annotation, biological process: sphingolipid biosynthetic process; fatty acid elongation, monounsaturated fatty acid; very long-chain fatty acid biosynthetic process. NCBI's taxonomy places the organism in Eukaryota, Metazoa, Arthropoda, Insecta, Hemiptera, Cimicidae. Gene Ontology annotation, cellular component: endoplasmic reticulum membrane. The record is from RefSeq and is a predicted model, not a curated record.
AUUGUUCUUUAGUCGACGCACAGUAACUGGAGUAGUUAUACUUCCGAGGGUGAAGGCAAUUGAGCACUUGGGUCUUUUAAAAAGCGUAAAAUAUGGAUUUUUUGGUUUCCAUUAUACAUGGUGGAUACCACAAAUUGGCUGACAUAUAUGGAGUUCCCGAAGACCCUCGUACUUCCAAUUGGCCACUCAUGGCUAACUCGCGCACUGUAUUGGCGAUGUCAGUACUGUAUGUCUUAAUAGUUAAAUUUAUUGGUCCAGCCAUAAUGAAAAACAGGAAACCGUUUGAACUUAAACAAAUUAUACUGAUUUAUAAUGUUAUCCAGAUAAUGAGUUGCGUCUUUCUUGUGUACAAGUACUUACAUGGAACGAAUUUAAUAACUAUAGCAAAAUGCACACCAGUACGAAUCAGACCAAAUGAUAAUAUACUGGAAUGUUACUGGUGGACUAUGAAUUUAAAAAUCUUCGAGCUAGUUGAAACAGUAUUUUUCGUCAUGAGAAAGAAACAAUCACAAGUAUCUGUAUUGCAUGUCUACCAUCAUACAUCAACAUUCCUCCUGUUGUGGAUGGCGACUAAAUAUGGAGCAGAUCAAUUUGUCUCGUUUUAUAUAAUACUGAAUUGCUUGGUGCACAUUUUUAUGUACACUUAUUAUACUGGUACAGCCAUCGGAAGCCUAAAAUUGAUCAAACUUUUAACAAUCAUUAAAAAAUACAUCACAAUUAUACAAAUGGUGCAGUUCACAAUCAUACUAUUGCAUGCUGUCCAAAAUGUGAUGACCGACUGUUCAGUGCCCAAACUAUUUUAUAUUCUAUUGAUACCAAAUGUAACAAUAGUAUUCUAUAUGUUCAUUCAAUUUUAUAAACAGAGUUACAAGAAAAAUAAAUGAUUCAUAUGAAA